Arabidopsis thaliana (thale cress) is the source of this 2049-nucleotide messenger RNA. Its product is annotated as Cysteine/Histidine-rich C1 domain family protein. NCBI's taxonomy places the organism in Eukaryota, Viridiplantae, Streptophyta, Magnoliopsida, Brassicales, Brassicaceae. The transcript has a single exon. The record is from RefSeq and is marked reviewed. Bases 67 to 1098 code for a protein of 343 amino acids.
GAGAAAAAUACAAACUUGUGUUUUUUGGUAUUCACCUAACAAACAUAAAACGAUCCGAGACCAAAUAUGGACAUGUACGAGUACGAAAUAUCUCGUAUACCUAGAGUGAAGAUUCCCUGCAGUCAUCCGUUAGUUUCCUGGUGGCUGAUGCAUACUGGAAGUGGAGACCCCCAUGAGUAUCUUCCAUGCGAUGGAUGUGGUGACACGGAAGGCAACGCCAUUUACUGUAAAAUCUGCAAAUUCCGCGCACAUUUCGAAUGCAUCAUCCAGCCAGACAUCAUCAACCAUCCGUGUCACUCCAAACAUCCUCUCAAGAAAGUCUUGGCCGAGACAAUUGACUAUACAGAUGGUAACUGUCAUUUUUGUCGAAGCCCACUUGAUGAGGUGAUGUAUCAUUGUUCCAUAUGUAAUAUUAGCAUAGAUUUAAGCUGUUGGAUAUAUCCCCCACCACUUACUAUUUAUCAACCAAAGAGCCACAACCAUACAUUCACCCUCAUGGCGAGAAAGGACUCUUUCACUUGUAACGCGUGUGGGUUGGUUGGUGACCGUAAUCCUUACGUUUGUCUUGAAUGUGAUUUCAUGCUACACAAAGAUUGUAUCGAUUUGCCCAGAGUCAUAAACAUAAAUCGUCAUGACCACCGCAUCUCUCGCACUUACCAUCUCGGUCAGGGUGAUUGGGAAUGCGGAGUUUGUCGCAAACAGAUAGAUUGGACCUUUGGAGGUUACUCUUGCAAGCGUUGUCCUAGUUAUGCUGUUCAUUCAAAAUGUGCAACAAGGGGUGAUGUGUGGGAGGGAGAAGAACUAGAAGAUGAGCCUGAAGAGGAAGAAAUUGAAGAUCCAUACAAGGUAAUCGAUGAAAAAGAAAUCCUUCAUUUCAGUCAUGAACAUAAUCUAAGACUUGGUGAUGAUAAUGCUGCCGACAAUGAAAAGUGCCACGCUUGUGUUUUUCCCAUCAAUUCUGAUCCAUUCUACCAAUGUGUGCAAUGCAAGUUUCUCCUUCAUAAAGUUUGUGCUACUCUUCCUCGGAAGAAACGAAAUAUUCUGCACAACCACAAGCUCGAUCUACAGAUUCAGGGUAAGCCGGGAGAGGUUUUCUAGUGUAGCUAUUGUCUUCAAUUCUUCGAUGGCUUCAGGUACGAAUGUAAAUCCAGUGGACGCUGUAACGGUUUUUUUUCACUAGAUACGCGGUGUGGUUCCAUUUCCGAGCCUUUUCAUCAUGAACUACACCCGCAUCCCUUAUAUCGUACCUCGGCAGAGCGUAAGACUUGUGGAGCAUGUGGUAAAGAUUCAGAGUAUGUCUUAAGUUGUAUUGUUUGUGAGUUUGCUUUAGGCAUGGAGUGUGCCACUUUACCAAGAAAAAUAAAACACAGAUGCGACGAUCAUUUUUUAUCGUUGCAUCAUGGAGCUGAAAACUCCAGCGGUCAAUUGUGGUGUGAUAUUUGUGAGGGAAAAACAGAUCCGAGUGUAUGGUUUUAUGGAUGUGAUGAUUGUGGGAAUACACUCCAUAUCAACUGUGUACUUGGAGACAUGUAUUACUUCAAGCCAGGCAAAGCUGAAGUAGUUGCCAAUGUUGGUAUGACUAGACCUUUUUGUGUAGUUUGUGGAAAGCGUUGCAUUUUCUCUUCCUUUCUUAAGGCUACUACUGCUUUAGAUUUAAGUGCUUUAGAUCCAGCUGCUUCAGAUUCAACUGUUCUAUGCUCUUGUUCAAUUGAAUGUGCCUACGAACGCGGCCCUUACCGAGAUGCCGAGCCGAAGUGGUAUUAUGAAAGUCAACGUUGAGGAUGUUUGAAAGGUCCACAUGACACUAAAAAGUGCCAAAACGGGGGAGUGGGGAACUCUCGAAACUCCUAUCUUCAGAAAACGAGAAGUUAUAUUGCUUCAUAGCUUCUUUUAUCUUUACCUUUUCUUUCUUAUUUUUUAUUCGGAUUUUUAUGUGAAGUGUUGUGAUUCUUCGACGAUCUUCCGUAAUUUGUAUUCUGAUCCUAUCUGAACUUGUAUGAUAACAUGGAUUUUCUUCCAUAUUAUACAUUUUUCUUUUUCUUCAAUAUA